This is a messenger RNA of Lingula anatina, 792 nucleotides long. Its product is annotated as galactoside 2-alpha-L-fucosyltransferase SEC1. Lineage: Eukaryota; Metazoa; Brachiopoda; Lingulata; Lingulida; Lingulidae. Gene Ontology annotation, cellular component: membrane. Gene Ontology annotation, molecular function: galactoside 2-alpha-L-fucosyltransferase activity. Gene Ontology annotation, biological process: carbohydrate metabolic process. The record is from RefSeq and is a predicted model, not a curated record.
AUGUUCCAGUUUGCUUCUUUACUCGGGAUAGCUGCCAGGAAUAACCUCACUGCUGUGAUACCCUAUAACCCCGAGAUGGAGCGAAUAUUUAAAAUCAGCACCCCCAGUACAAAAAACCUCCAAAAUACCCUGGGGAUGUAUCUGACUGUGACGCAGUUUUAUGGGCGCUGUUGUUACUACGACAUUCUCACUGAGACACUGGACCCCAGGUAUAACUAUCUACUUUACGGUUACUUUCAGUCGUGGAAGUAUUUUAAAAAUGUCAAUGACAUUGUGAGACAAGAGUUCCAGUUUAGGGAGGAGAUCUUAAAUGAAGCUAAAAAGUUUCAUCGUGAUGUCAGUAACAAGUUUCAGUGUCAUGAGAAUAAUUCAUGUACUUUUGUUGGAAUUCAUAUUAGAAGAGGUGAUAUCUCUGAUUAUGACGUAUAUAAAAAAGCUGGAUAUACCACCCCCAGUGAACAAUACUUCAAAACAGCUAUGAAUUUCUUUAAAAGAAAACAUAAAAACAAAGUGGUCUUUAUUGUAUGCAGUGACAGUAGUAAAGGAUGGCAGAAAAAAUUGACAUCAAGUGACGUUGUUUUCUCUCAUGCCAAGGACCAAGGAGUGGAUCUCGCUAUUUUAUCUCUGUGUCAACAUAUGAUCAUAAGUACGGGGACAUAUGGUUGGUGGGCUGCAUUUCUGACAGGGGGCACCACCAUCUACUACCGUGAUUGGCCAAAAGCUGGGUCCUGGCUUUACGACCAAGUUUUUAAGGAGGACUACUUUGUGCGUGGUUGGAUACCUAUGAAGUGA